Messenger RNA from Pistacia vera, 510 nucleotides. Its product is annotated as somatic embryogenesis receptor kinase 1-like. The record is from RefSeq and is a predicted model, not a curated record. NCBI's taxonomy places the organism in Eukaryota, Viridiplantae, Streptophyta, Magnoliopsida, Sapindales, Anacardiaceae. The coding region runs from base 1 to 510 and encodes 169 amino acids. Gene Ontology annotation, biological process: protein phosphorylation. Gene Ontology annotation, molecular function: ATP binding; protein kinase activity. The transcript is spliced from 2 exons.
AUGACUUCGUGCCUGAGGAAAAGAAAUAAGUUGCAAAACACAGAUGAAUCAGUAUUGUUGAUGAAGAACUGCCAAAUUUUGCUGGAAAAGUUGAUUACCUCUUGUAAUGAAGGUGAAACCCACAUAAAUGAUGCAGUGGUAGCAACAGUGGGAUAUAUUGCUCCAGAGUACAUGAUUACAGGUGAUUGCAAUGAGAAAUGCGAUGUUUAUAGUUUUGGUAUAUUACUUCUUGAGCUUUUGACAAGACAAACAGUAUAUGAUCCUUCGCGCAGCAAAAAUGGAGCUGAUUAUUGGUUAUUGAAUCAUGCGAUGAAAUUCAUUGAAGAUGAUAAGUUUGUGGAGGUAGUAGAUCCCAUCCUUCUUAAAGACAAAUCAUGUCCUAUAAAAGAGAAGCUAUUACAAGCUUUGACAGAGCUUAUUCUUAAAUGUGUUUGUGAAUCAGCUGAAGACAGACCAACAAUGAUUGAUGUGGCAAAACAACUUAGGCAAAUGUAUCAAUUGUCCAGUUAA